Purpureocillium takamizusanense is the source of this 2886-nucleotide messenger RNA. RefSeq names its product ATP citrate synthase (gene acl1). NCBI's taxonomy places the organism in Eukaryota, Fungi, Ascomycota, Sordariomycetes, Hypocreales, Ophiocordycipitaceae. Gene Ontology annotation, cellular component: cytosol. Gene Ontology annotation, biological process: acetyl-CoA biosynthetic process; tricarboxylic acid cycle; fatty acid biosynthetic process. Bases 720 to 2696 code for a protein of 658 amino acids. The record is from RefSeq and is a predicted model, not a curated record. Gene Ontology annotation, molecular function: ATP citrate synthase activity. The transcript has 4 exons.
GGCGGACCCCGGAUUCCAGAGGAAGGAUGACGCUGGCAUUCAUUUGAGAAGCCUCUCGACCUGCCAUUCCAAGCCGAUGGCCACCGGCGAGACCAAUUGCCGUGCCACUCAUUGCGCUGCGCGCCGGAGCGGACACUGACAUUUUCAUUGUACGUAUCCAUGGAAUCGCCCGCAAAGCUCCAGCUACUAGCGGCUCCAAGGGACGGGAGGCUCAGGCACUCGCUCGCCCAUCAGCCCCACCCCCUCGACACGGACACGGACGCAGACACCGACAACGGCGGUCAUCUUGGGCCCGAGGUACCGGUACCGCCGCCGCGACGGCACUUACUCGAGGUGGGACAAGGGACCCGGUACAGCUUAUUGCUGGCUGGUAUUCAACAGAAUCAACGAAAACUGUCGACUCGCCAGCCGCCAAUGUACGCGCCCCAAAGGAAAAAAAGUUCUGCCCCAACUCGUCUGGGCUGUCGACGCGCGGACGCCUCCGAUUGCCCUGUCCCACCGCUGCCCGCAUUGCAUCUGAACGCAGCGCAGCUUGUGUGUGAGGUCGCACGUCGGACUUUUGGAGUCAGCCGGUCACCGACAGUGCGCCAGCUCGUGGACACGAUUCGAUUCUACAGCGCUUCUAUAAUUCGUACCGCUGCUCAGAAGAGCGACUGAGCUGCUCAAUAGCCUCGACCGGCCAUCACACCCGUGACAAGCGAGCAAUUCCACAACCAGCCAUGGCUCAAGCUUCGACCAGCGGCGCAAAGGGCCAGCUGUCCGCCAACGACAACAUUCAGCGCUUCGCUGCCCCCAGCCGACCGCUCAGCCCCCUCCCCGAGCACGCUCUGUUCAACGACAAGACGCGAUGCUUCGUCUACGGCCUCCAGCCCCGGGCCGUCCAGGGCAUGCUGGAUUUCGAUUUCAUCUGCAAGCGCAAGACGCCCUCGGUCGCCGGCAUCAUCUAUACCUUCGGCGGCCAGUUCGUCAGCAAGAUGUACUGGGGCACUAGCGAGACCCUCCUGCCCGUCUACCAGGAGGUCAGCAAGGCCAUGGCCAAGCACCCCGAAGUCGACGUCGUGGUCAACUUUGCCUCCUCGCGAAGUGUCUACAGCUCCACUAUGGAGUUGAUGGAGAACCCCCAGAUCAAGACGAUUGCCAUCAUCGCUGAGGGUGUCCCCGAGCGUCGCGCUCGUGAGAUUGCCCACGUUGCCAAGAAGAAGGGCGUCACCAUUAUUGGCCCCGCCACCGUUGGUGGCAUCAAGCCCGGCAGCUUCAAGAUCGGCAACACUGGUGGCAUGAUGGACAACAUAGUCGCCUCCAAGCUUUACCGCAAGGGCUCUGUUGGCUAUGUCUCCAAGUCUGGUGGCAUGUCCAACGAGCUCAACAACAUCAUUUCCCAGAACACCGACGGUGUGUACGAGGGCAUCGCCAUUGGCGGUGACAGGUAUCCUGGUACCACAUUCAUCGACCACAUGCUGCGGUACCAGGCCGACCCGGACUGCAAAAUCCUCGUCCUUCUUGGCGAGGUCGGUGGCGUCGAGGAGUACAAGGUGAUUGACGCCGUCAAGCAGGGCAUCAUCACCAAGCCCAUCGUUGCUUGGGCUAUCGGCACUUGCGCCAGCAUGUUCAAGACCGAGGUCCAGUUCGGCCACGCCGGUUCGUUCGCCAACUCCCAGCUCGAGACCGCGGCGAUGAAGAACAAGAUGAUGCGCGAGGCUGGCUUCUACGUCCCCAACACCUUUGAGGACAUGCCCGCCGUCCUCAAGGAGGUCUACGACGGGCUCGUCAAGAAGGGCACAAUUGUCCCCCAGCCCGAGCCCGUGGUUCCCAAGAUCCCCAUUGACUACUCGUGGGCCCAGGAGCUGGGCCUCAUCCGCAAGCCCGCCGCCUUCAUCUCGACCAUUUCCGACGACCGUGGCCAGGAGCUGCUCUAUGCCGGUAUGCCCAUCUCCGACGUCUUCAAGGAGGACAUUGGCAUCGGCGGCGUCAUGUCGCUGCUGUGGUUCCGCCGCAGACUGCCCGACUACGCCUCCAAGUUCCUCGAGAUGGUCCUCAUGCUCACUGCCGACCACGGCCCUGCUGUGUCUGGCGCCAUGAACACCAUCAUCACUACUCGUGCUGGCAAGGACCUCAUCAGCGCGCUGGUUUCUGGUCUCUUGACAAUUGGCUCCCGAUUCGGUGGUGCCCUGGACGGCGCCGCCGAGGAGUUCACUCGUGCCUUCGACAAGAACCUGAGCCCCCGCGAGUUCGUCGACAGCAUGCGCAAGGCCAACAAGCUCAUUCCUGGCAUCGGCCACCGCGUCAAGUCACGCAACAACCCCGAUCUGCGUGUCGAGCUCGUCAAGGAGUAUGUCCUGGCCAAGUUCCCCAGCCACAAGCUCCUCGACUACGCCCUGGCCGUUGAGACGGUCACGACCUCCAAGAAGGACAACCUGAUCCUCAACGUGGACGGCUGCAUUGCCGUGUGCUUCGUUGAUCUGCUCCGCAACUGCGGUGCCUUCUCCACCGAAGAGGCCGAGGACUACCUCUCCAUGGGUGUUCUUAACGGUCUCUUCGUUCUCGGCCGUAGCAUUGGCCUGAUCGCCCAUUACCUCGACCAGAAGAGACUGCGCACCGGCCUGUACCGCCACCCGUGGGAUGACAUCACCUACCUGUUGCCCAACCUUCGCGAGGGCCGGCCUGGCGCUGAGGGCAGAGUGGAGGUCCAGAUGUAGGGUGUUUUGGCGGUCGAAUGAGCGUCGGCUACUUUACAAUGCGUAUUUGAUGACGGGUGAGGCGGAUAUGACUUGGGAAGGAAAGCGGAGACCUGUACCACGACCUUUAUACAUGUGGUGUUAGGAGGCUGCAGCCUAGGCAGCUCUCCACAUAAUUUUUUUGCCGUUAUAGACAUGACAUUACGCUUGA